Messenger RNA from Talaromyces stipitatus ATCC 10500, 1063 nucleotides. RefSeq names its product acyl-protein thioesterase 1,2, putative. Gene Ontology annotation, cellular component: cytoplasm. Gene Ontology annotation, biological process: protein depalmitoylation. Gene Ontology annotation, molecular function: carboxylic ester hydrolase activity; palmitoyl-(protein) hydrolase activity. Lineage: Eukaryota; Fungi; Ascomycota; Eurotiomycetes; Eurotiales; Trichocomaceae. The transcript is spliced from 2 exons. The record is from RefSeq and is a predicted model, not a curated record. Bases 18 to 1034 code for a protein of 338 amino acids.
ACCUAAUACACGCAAAAAUGCAGAAGCAAGAAAGGAAAAAUCCUUACCCAAUCCUACUCUGCGUCGAGCCUUUAAGACCCCAACAUACACAUACGUUCAUUAUCCUCCAUGGCAGAGGUAGUAAUGCAGAGAAGUUCGGUCGCGAGCUUUUGGCCUCGGCCAAUCUCCCCGCUCGUCUGCCUACUGUGAACUUGGAUGAUCCGAAUCAGAGGACGGAUCUGCAAGCUGAUGGGCUGAUGGAGACGGCAAAGUUCUUGAGAGAAUUAGUUGAUGCUGAAGCACGGGUUCUGGAUAACGGUGCCGGUGAGACGGGGUACAAAAGAGUUAUUAUCGGAGGACUGAGUCAGGGAUGUGCUGCUGCCAUUUUUACUCUUCUUGGCGGUGGAUUUGGAAAGAGUGGAAAUGAGAGGCCUGGGGCUUUCUUUGGGAUGAGCGGUUGGCUACCGUUUGAGAAACAGCUGAAUAGUAUGGUGAGCAAUGAACGAAUCCAUGAGACGGAAGAUGAAGAUGAAGAAGAGGAUGACAGUGAAAGUAGUGAUGAUGAUGACCGCUCAGAGAGCGACGUUGGGAUAAAUGUCUCGUUCAGUGACGCUGAAAGUGAUAACUUCGCAUCGGAUGCAGAAGUGAAUUUGGCUUCCUUCGACGCAUUUCAGCUUGAUCCUCAGGAUAAUCCCGAAAAUAACAUUGCGGAUGCACUCAAUUUUGUUCGCGACAUACUGGAUCUCCCACCCGUGGUUAUUGGCCCUUCUGCUCCUGACGACGAUGAUAACGAAACAAACCAUAAAAUGACCACAAAGACUUUCCCAAUCCUUCAGACACCAAUCUUUCUAGGUCAUGGAUUGGCUGAUCCCAAAGUGUCUGUUCGCUUGGGUGAGAAAAUGGCCGAGAUACUGUCGAAAAAGAUAAAAAUAGAUGUCACAUGGAAGGCUUACGAGGGGUUUGGUCACUGGUACAAAGUCCCUGAUGAAAUUGAUGACAUUCUGGAAUUCCUGCAGCAAAAUCUUGGUUUGCCAGUUGAGAUGCUAGCUAAGUAGCACUUGCUUAUAAUAUUAAUUGCAUUUGG